AUGGCGAUAAAAAGAGUUGAUCUGGAUCAGGACGCCUUCUCUUGUUCGAUCUGUUUGGAUCUACUGAAGGAUCCGGGGACUAUUUCCUGUGGACACAGCUACUGCAUGAACUGUAUUAAGAGUCACUGGGACAUGGAGGAUGUGAAGAAAAUCUACAGCUGCCCUCAGUGCAGACAGACUUUCACAGCGAGGCCUGUCCUGGUGAAAAACACCAUGUUAGCAGAUUUAGUGGAGGAGCUGAAGAAGACUGGACUCCAAGCUGCUCCUGCUGAUCACUGCUAUGCUGGACCUGAAGACGUGGCCUGUGAUGUCUGCACUGGGAGAAAAAUGAAAGCAGUGAAGUUCUGUUUGGUGUGUUUGGUUUCUUACUGUGAGAAACACCUUCAGCCUCAUUAUGAUUCACCUACAUUCAAGAAACACAAGCUGGUGGAGCCCUCCAAGAAGCUCCAAGAGAACAUCUGCUCUCGUCAUGAUGAGGUGAUGAAGAUGUUCUGCCGUACUGAUCAGCAGAGUAUCUGUUAUCUCUGCCCUGUGGAUGAACAUAAAGGCCACGACACAGUCUCAGCUGCAGCAGAAAGGACUGAGAGGCAGAGAGAGCUGGAGGUGAGUCGACAAAACAUCCAGCAGAGAAUCCAGGACAGAGAGAAAGAUGUGAAGCUGCUUCAACAGGAGGUGGAGGCCAUCAAUCCGUCUGCUGAUCAAACAGUGGAGCACAGUGAGAAGAGCUUCACUGAGCUGAUCCAUCUCAUCCAGAAAAGAAGCUCUGAUGUGAAGCAGCAGAUCAGAUCCCAGCAGGAAACUGAAGUGAGUCGAGUCAAAGAGCUUGAGGAGAAGCUGGAGCAGGAGAUCACUGAGCUGAAGAGGAAAGAUGCUGAGCUGAAGCAGCUCUCACACACAGAGGAUCACAUCCAG
Molecule: messenger RNA, 912 nt
Organism: Maylandia zebra (zebra mbuna)
Lineage: Eukaryota; Metazoa; Chordata; Actinopteri; Cichliformes; Cichlidae
Product: E3 ubiquitin/ISG15 ligase TRIM25-like
Molecular function (GO): zinc ion binding
Source: RefSeq, a predicted model, not a curated record